This is a messenger RNA of Ciona intestinalis (vase tunicate), 12014 nucleotides long. The record is from RefSeq and is a predicted model, not a curated record. Lineage: Eukaryota; Metazoa; Chordata; Ascidiacea; Phlebobranchia; Cionidae.
AAGAGAAAACAUGGAAGGUGUAAAAUCUUCAGCAGAUGAUGAAAGUGAUGAUCAUCAAUUGAAUUGUUAUGGCUUAGUAUUCCCUGAAAAUUGUGAUACAUACUAUGGGCCACACAGUGUUGAAUGCCUUACAACUAUCUGGAUAUCAAAAGGUUGUUUAAGUGAAGGAACAAAAGCUCCAGUUAAAUUGGAUCAUGCUGAAAAAGAAGUGUUGGAUUUGCUCAAUGUAAAGGAAGUUUUGUACAAUAUCCAAUUAGUUCAAAUGGAAGCUGAUGGAGGUGAUAAAGAUAGGGGCUUGGAAUGUUAUGGAAUUGUUUAUCCUGAGAAUUGCAAUUCGUAUCAUGGUCCUCACUCCAUUGAUUGUCUCAUCGCAAUCUGGGACGAUGUGGGUUGUGAGCACAAAGGUUAUAGAUUUCCCAACAACCUCACAAUUCCUGAUUGUGAAUCAAUGAAAAAUUCAAAUUUGACAGCAAUAAGAGAUAACAUAGAAGGUGUGAAAUCGGCAGCUGAUGAUGGAAAUGAUGAUCAUCAAUUGAAUUGUUAUGGCUUAGUAUUUCCCGAAAAUUGUGACUCGUAUGAAGGACCACACAGUGUGGAAUGCUUUACCACUAUUUGGAAAUCGAAAGGUUGUUUAACUGAAGGAACAAAAGCUCCAGUUAAAUUGGUAAAAAAUGAAACAGAAGCCUUGGAUUUGCUUAAUGUGGAUGAGAUUUUUAUUACCUUUGAAACAAUUCGAAUGCAAGCUGAUGGUGGUAACAAAGAUAAAGGAUUGGAAUGUUAUGGAGUUGUUUAUCUUGAGAAUUGUGUUUCAUAUCAUGGACCUCACUCCAUGGAUUGUCUCAUCGCAAUCUGGGACGAUGUGGGUUGUGAGCACAAAGGUUAUAGAUUUCCCAACAACCUCACAAUUCCUGAUUGUGAAUCAAUGAAAAAUUCAAAUUUGACAGCAAUAAGAGAUAACAUAGAAGGUGUGAAAUCAGCAGCUGAUGAUGGAAAUGAUGAUCAUCAGUUAAAUUGUUAUGGCUUAGUAUUUCCUGAACAUUGUGACUCGUAUGAAGGACCACACAGUGUGGAAUGCUUUACCACAAUCUGGAAAUCAAAAGGUUGUUUAGCUGAAGGAACAAAAUCUCCAGUUAAAUUGGUAAAAAAUGAAACAGAAGCCUUGGAUUUGCUUAAUGUGGAUGAGAUUUUUAUUACUUUUGAAACAAUUCGAAUGCAGGCUGAUGGUGGUAACAAAGAUAAAGGAUUGGAAUGUUAUGGAGUUGUUUAUCUUGAGAAUUGUGAUUCAUAUCACGGACCUCACUCCAUUGAUUGUCUCAUCGCAAUCUGGGACGAUGUGGGUUGUGAGCACAAAGGUUAUAGAUUUCCCAACAACCUCACAAUUCCUGAUUGUGAAUCAAUGAAAAACUCAAAUUUGACAGCAAUAAGAGAUAACAUGGAAGGUGUGAAAUCAGCAGCUGAUGAUGGAAAUGAUGAUCAUCAAUUGAAUUGUUAUGGCUUAGUAUUUCCUGACAAUUGUGACUCAUAUGAAGGACCACACAGUGUGGAAUGCUUUACCACUAUUUGGAAAUCGAAAGGUUGUUUAACUGAAGGAACAAAAGCUCCAGUUAAAUUGGUAAAAAAUGAAACAGAAGCCCUGGAUUUGCUUAAUGUGGAUGAGAUUUUUAUUACCUUUGAAACAAUUCGAAUGCAUGCUGAUGGUGGUAACAAAGAUAAAGGAUUGGAAUGUUAUGGAGUUGUUUAUCCCGAGAAUUGUGAUUCAUAUCACGGAUCUCAUUCUGUUGAAUGUCUUGUAACAAUCUGGGAAGAAGUGGAUUGCAAGGUUGAAGGUUAUAGAUAUCCUGGCAACCUCACAGUUGAAGAUGUUGAUGCAUUGACAUCUUUGAAUUUGACAGCUGUAAGGGAAAACAUGGAAGGUGUAAAAUUUUCAGCAGAUGAUGGAAGUGAUGAUCAUCAAUUGAAUUGUUAUGGCUUAAUAUUUCCUGAGAAUUGUGACACAUAUUAUGGGCCACACAGUGUGGAAUGCCUUACAACUAUCUGGAUAUCAAAAGGUUGUUUAAGUGAAGGAACAAAAGCUCCAGUUAAAUUAGAUCAUGCUGAAAAAGAAGUGUUGGAUUUGCUCAAUGUAAAAGACGUUUUGGACAAUUUGGAAUUAGUUCAACUGGAAGCUGAUGGUGGUGACAAGGAUAGGGGCUUGGAAUGUUAUGGAAUUGUUUAUCCUGAGAAUUGUUAUUCGUAUCACGGACCUCACUCCAUGGAUUGUCUCAUCGCAAUCUGGGACGAUGUGGGUUGUGAGCACAAGGGGUAUAGAUUUCCCAACAACCUCACAGUUCCUGAUUGUGAAUCAAUGAAAAACUCAAAUUUGACAGCAAUAAUAAAAAACAUGGAAGAUGUAAAAUCAGCAGGUGAUGAUGGAAAUGAUGAUCAUCAAUUGAAUUGUUACGGAAUUGUAUUUCCUGACAAUUGUGACUCGUAUAACGGACCACACAGUGUCGAAUGCUUUACCACUAUCUGGGAAUCAAAAGGUUGUUUAGCUGAAGGAACAAAAGCUCCAGUUAAAUUGGUAAAAAAUGAAACAGAGGCCCUGGAUUUGCUUAAUGUUGAUGAGAUUUUUAUUACUUUUGAGACAAUUCGAAUGCAUGCUGAUGGUGGUAACAAAGAUAAAGGAUUGGAAUGUUAUGGAGUUGUUUAUCCUGAGAAUUGUGAUUCAUAUCACGGACCCCACUCUAUUGAUUGUCUCAUCGCAAUCUGGGACGAUGUGGGUUGUGAGCACAAAGGGUAUAGAUUUCCCAACAACCUCACAAAACCUGAUUGUGAAUCAAUGAAAAACUCAAAUUUGACAGCAAUAAGAGAUAACAUGGAAGGUGUGAAAUCAGCAGCUGAUGAUGGAAAUGAUGAUCAUCAAUUGAAUUGUUACGGAAUUGUAUUUCCUGACAAUUGUGACUCGUAUGAAGGACCACACAGUGUGGAAUGCUUUACCACUAUCUGGGAAUGGAAAGGUUGUUUAGCUGAAGGAACAAAAGCUCCAAUUAAAUUAGUAAAAAAUGAAACAGAAGCCUUGGAUUUGCUUAAUGUGGAUGAGAUUUUUGUUAACUUUGAAACAAUUCGAAUGCAUGCUGAUGGUGGUAACAAAGAUAAAGGAUUGGAAUGUUAUGGAGUUGUUUAUCCUGAGAAUUGCAAUUCAUAUCACGGACCUCAUUCUAUUGAAUGUCUUGUAACAAUCUGGGAAGAAGUGGAUUGCAAGGUUGAAGGUUAUAGAUAUCCUGGCAACCUCACAGUUGAAGAUGCUGAUGCAUUGAAAUCUUUAAAUUUGACAGCUGCAAGAGAAAACAUGGAAGGUGUAAAAUCUUCAGCAGAUGAUGGAAGUGAUGAUCAUCAAUUGAACUGUUAUGGCUUAGUAUUUCCUGAAAAUUGUGAUACAUACUAUGGGCCACACAGUGUUGAAUGCCUUACAACUAUCUGGAUAUCAAAAGGUUGUUUAAGUGAAGGAACAAAAGCUCCAGUUAAACUAGAUCAUGCUGAAAAAGAAGUGUUGGAUUUGCUCAGUGUAAAAGAGGUUUUGUACAAUAUCCAAUUAGUUCAAAUGAAAGCUGAUGGUGGUGACAAAGAUAAAGGAUUGGAAUGUUAUGGAAUUGUUUAUCCUGAGAAUUGUGAUUCAUAUCAUGGACCCCACUCUAUUGAUUGUCUCAUCGCAAUCUGGGACGAUGUGGGUUGUGAGCACAAAGGUUAUAGAUUUCCCAACAACCUCACAAUUCCUGAUUGUGAAUCCAUGAAAAACUCAAAUUUGACAGCAAUAAGAGAUAACAUGGAAGGUGUGAAAUCAGCAGCUGAUGAUGGAAAUGAUGAUCAUCAAUUGAAUUGUUAUGGCUUAGUAUUUCCUGACAAUUGUGACUCGUAUGACGGACCACACAGUGUGGAAUGCCUUACCACUAUUUGGAAAUCAAAAGGUUGUUUAACUGAAGGAACAAAAGCUCCAGUUAAAUUGGUAAAAAAUGAAACAGAGGCCCUGGAUUUGCUUAAUGUGGAUGAGAUUUUUAUUACCUUUGAAACAAUUCGAAUGCAAGCUGAUGGUGGUAACAAAGAUAAAGGAUUGGAAUGUUAUGGAGUUGUUUAUCCUGAGAAUUGUGAUUCAUAUCACGGACCUCAUUCCAUUGAAUGUCUUGUAACAAUCUGGGAAGAAGUGGAUUGCAAGGUCGAAGGUUAUAGAUAUCCUGGCAACCUCACAGUGGCAGAUGUUGAUACAUUGACAUCUUCAAAUUUGACAGGUGCAAGGAAUAACAUGGAAAGGGUAAAAUCUUCAGCUGAUGAUGGAAGUGAUGAUCAUCAAUUGAAUUGUUAUGGCUUAGUAUUUCCUGAAAAUUGUGAUACAUACUAUGGGCCACACAGUGUUGAAUGCCUUACAACUAUCUGGAUAUCAAAAGGUUGUUUAAGUGAAGGAACAAAAGCUCCAGUUAAAUUAGAUCAUGCUGAAAAAGAAGUGUUGGAUUUGCUCAAUGUAAAAGAGGUUUUGGACAAUUUUGAAUUAGUUCAAAUAGAAGCCGAUGGUGGUGACAAAGAAAGGGGCUUGGAAUGUUAUGGAAUUGUUUAUCCUGUGAAUUGUAAUUCAUACUACGGACCUCACUCUAUGGAUUGUCUCAUCGCAAUCUGGGACGAUGUGGGUUGUGAGCACAAAGGUUAUAGAUUUCCCAACAACCUCACAAUUCCUGAUUGUGAAUCCAUGAAAAAUUCAAAUUUGACAGCAAUAAGAGAUAACAUAGAAGGUGUGAAAUCAGCAGCUGAUGAUGGAAAUGAUGAUCACCAAUUGAAUUGUUAUGGCUUAGUAUUUCCCGAAAAUUGUGACUCGUAUAACGGACCACACAGUGUGGAAUGCCUUACCACUAUCUGGAAAUCAAAAGGUUGUUUAACUGAUGGAACAAAAGCUCCAGUUAAACUAGUAAAAAAUGAAACAGAAGCCUUGGAUUUGCUUAAUGUGGAUGAGAUUUUUAUUACUUUUGAAACAAUUCGAAUGCAGGCUGAUGGUGGUAACAAAGAUAAAGGAUUAGAAUGUUAUGGAGUUGUUUAUCCUGAGACUUGUAAUUCAUAUCACGGACCUCACUCCAUGGAUUGUCUCAUCGCAAUCUGGGACGAUGUGGGUUGUGAGCACAAUGGUUAUAGAUUUCCCAACAACCUCACAAUUCCUGAUUGUGAAUCCAUGAAAAACUCAAAUUUGACAGCAAUAAGAGAUAACAUGGAAGGUGUGAAAUCAGCAGCUGAUGAUGGAAAUGAUGAUCAUCAAUUGAAUUGUUAUGGCUUAGUAUUUCCUGACAAUUGUGACUCGUAUGAAGGACCACACAGUGUGGAAUGCUUUACCACUAUUUGGAAAUCAAAAGGUUGUUUAACUGAAGGAACCAAAGCCCCAGUUAAAUUGGUAAAAAAUGAAACAGAAGCCCUGGAUUUGCUUAAUGUGGAUGAGAUUUUUAUUACCUUUGAAACAAUUCGAAUGCAGGCUCAUGGUGGUGACAAAGAUAAAGGAUUGGAAUGUUAUGGAAUUGUUUAUCCCGAGAAUUGUGAUUCAUAUCACGGACCUCAUUCUAUUGAAUGUCUUGUAACAAUCUGGGAAGAAGUGGAUUGCAAGGUCGAAGGUUAUAGAUAUCCUGGUAACCUCACAGUGGCAGAUGUUGAUACAUUGACAUCUUCGAAUUUGACAGGUGCAAGAAAUAACAUGGAAAGGGUAAAAUCUUCAGCUGAUGAUGGAAGUGAUGAUCAUCAAUUGAAUUGUUAUGGCUUAGUAUUUCCCGACAACUGUGACACAUAUUACGGACCACACAGUGUUCAAUGUCUUACAACCAUCUGGGAAUGGAAAGGUUGUUUAAAUGAAGGAACCAGAGCCCCAGUUAAAUUAGAUCAUGCUGAUAAAGAAGCUGUGGAUUUGCUCACUGUAGAUGGGGUUUUGAAGAAUUUUGAAUUAGUUCAAGUUGAAGCUCAUGGUGGUGACAAAGAUAAAGGAUUGGAAUGUUAUGGAAUUGUUUAUCCUGAGAAUUGUAAUUCAUAUCACGGACCUCACUCCAUUGAUUGUCUCAUCGCAAUCUGGGACGAUGUUGGUUGUGAGCACAAAGGUUAUAGAUUUCCCAACAACCUCACAAUUCCUGAUUGUGAAUCCAUGAAAAACUCAAAUUUGACAGCAAUAAGAGAUAACAUAGAAGGUGUGAAAUCAGCAGCAGAUGAUGGAAGUGAUGAUCAUCAGUUAAAUUGUUAUGGCUUAGUAUUUCCUGAACAUUGUGACUCGUAUGAAGGACCACACAGUGUGGAAUGUCUUACUACUAUCUGGGAAUCAAAAGGUUGUUUAACUGAAGGGACAAAAGCUCCAGUUAAAUUGGAAAAAAAUGAGACAGAAGCUUUAGAUUUGCUUACCGUAGAUGAGAUUUUUAUUAAUUUUGAAACAAUUCGAAUGCAUGCCGAUGGUGGUAACAAAGAUAAAGGAUUGGAAUGUUAUGGAGUUGUUUAUCCUGAUAAUUGCACUUCAUAUCACGGACCUCAUUCUAUCGAUUGUCUCAUCACAAUCUGGGAAACAGUGGAUUGCAAGGUUAAAGGUCUUCAUUAUCCUGGCAAUUUAACAACUGCUGAUGCGGAUGCUUUGAAGUCCAUGAACUUGACAAAUGUCUCAGAAAACAUGGAAAGUGUAAAAUCAGCAGCUGAUGGUGGAAACAAUAAUCAUCAAAUAAAUUGCUAUGGGUUAGCAUUUCCUGAAAAUUGUAGCACAUAUUACGGACCACACAGUGUGGAAUGUCUUACCACUAUCUGGAAAUGGAAAGGUUGUUUAGGUGAAGGAACAAAAGCUCCAGUUAAAUUAAUAACAAUUGAAAAAGACAUCAUCAAUUUGCUCAAUGUGGAUGAGGUUUUAGAUAAUUUUGAAACUGUUCGAAUUGAAGCUGAUGGUGGUGACAAAGAUAAAGGAUUGGAAUGUUAUGGACUUGUUUAUCCCGAAAAUUGUGAUUCAUAUCACGGACCUCAUUCUAUUGAAUGUCUUGUAACAAUUUGGGAAGAAGUGGAUUGCAAGGUCGAAGGUUAUAGAUAUCCUGGAAACUUUUCAACUGCUGAAGCUGAUGAAUGGAAAAGUUUUAAUUUGAGAGCUGUAAAGGAAAACAUGGAAAGUAUAAAGUCAGCAGCUGAUGAAGGAAAUGAUGAUCAUCAAUUGAAUUGUUAUGGAAUAGUAUUUCCUGAAAAUUGUGAUACAUACUAUGGACCAUAUAGUAUAGAAUGCCUAACCACCAUCUGGAAAUCAAAAGGUUGUUUAAGUGAAGGAACAAAAGCUCCAGUUAAACUAUCAGUUGCUGAAAAAGACGUGUUUGACUUGCUUGAUUUAAAAGAGGUUUUGGAUAACUUUGAAUCAGUUCAAGUUGAAGCUCAUGGUGGUGAUAAAGAUAGUGGAUUGGAAUGUUAUGGAAUUGUAUAUCCUGAUAAUUGCACUUCAUAUCACGGACCUCACUCCAUUGAAUGUCUCAUCACAAUCUGGGAAGAAGUGGAUUGCAAGGUCAAAGGCUACAGAUAUCCCAAUAAUCUCACCGUUUCUAAUGCGGAUGCUUUAAAAACCUUAAAUUUAUCAGCAAUAAGAGAUAACAUCGAAAGUGUGAAAUCAGCAGCUGAUGAUGGAAAUGAUGAUCAUCAGUUAAAUUGUUAUGGAAUAGUUUUUCCUGAUGAUUGUGACACAUAUCAUGGACCACACAUUGUGGAAUGUCUUACAACUAUCUGGAAAUCAAAAGGUUGUUUAAGUGAAGGAACUAAAGCUCCAGAUAAACUAGAUCAUGCUGAAAAAGAAGCUUUGGAUUUGCUUAAUAUACAUGAGGUUUUGGAUAAUUUCGAAUUAGUUCAAGUUGAAGCUCAUGGUGGUGACAAAGAUAGAGGAUUGGAAUGUUACGGAAUUGUUUAUCCUGAGAAUUGCACUUCAUAUCACGGACCCCACUCUAUUAAUUGUCUUAUUACGAUAUGGGAAGAAGUGGAUUGCAAAGUCAAAGGUUACAGAUAUCCUGGCAAUCUAACAACUGCUGAUGCAGAUGUUUUGAAAUCUAUUAAUUUGACAGCUGUAAGAGAAAACAUGGAAAGUGUAAAAUUAGCAGCAGAUGGCGGAAAUGAUGAUCAUCAGUUAAAUUGUUAUGGCUUGGUAUUUCCUGAAAACUGUGACUCAUAUUAUGGACUAUAUACUGUGGAAUGCCUUUCCACUAUGUGGGAAUGGAAAGGUUGUUUAGGUGAAGGAACAAAAGCUCCUGUUGAACUAAACACAGCUGAAAGAGAUUUUUUGGAUUUGCUCACUGUAGAUAAGGUUUUGGAUACUUUCGAAUUAGUUCAAGUUGAAGCUCAUGGUGGUGACAAAAAUAAAGGAUUGGAAUGUUAUGGAAUUGCUUUUCCUGAUAAUUGCACUUCAUAUCACGGACCUCAUUCUAUUGAUUGUCUCAUCACAAUCUGGGAAGAAGUUGGUUGUAAGGUCAAAGGUUAUAGAUUUCCUAACAACCUCACAACUGCAGAGGCUGAGGAUUUGAAAACUUUAAAUUUGCGAGAUAUAAUGGCAAACAUGGAAAGUGUAAAAUCAGCAGCUGAUAAUGGAAAUGAUGAUCAUCAGUUAAACUGUUAUGGCUUGGUAUUUCCCGACAACUGUGACACAUACUACGGACCACACAGUGUGGAAUGCCUUGCCACUAUCUGGGAAUGGAAAGGUUGUUUAGGUGAAGGAACAAAAGCUCCAGAUAAACUUAAUGCUGGUGACAAUGAUGCUUUGGAUUUACUAAACCUACAUGAGGUUUUGGAUAAUUUCGAAUUAGUUCAAGUUGUAGCUGAUGGUGGUGACAAAGAUAAAGGAUUGGAAUGUUAUGGAAUUGCUUUUCCUGAUAAUUGCACUUCAUAUCACGGACCUCACUCCAUUGAUUGUCUCAUCACAAUCUGGAAAGAAGUGGAUUGUAAGGUCAAAGGUUAUAGAUUUCCCAACAACCUCACAACUGCAGAAGCUGAGGAUUUAAAAACUUUAAAUUUGCGAGAAAUAAUAGCAAACAUGGAAGGUGUGAAAUUAGCAGCAGAUGGCGGAAAUGAUGAUCAUCAAUUGAAUUGCUAUGGCUUGGUAUUUCCUGACAAUUGUGAUACAUACUAUGGGCCACACAGUGUGGAAUGUCUUACCACUAUCUGGGAAUGGAAAGGUUGUUUAGUUGAAGGAACAAAAGCUCCAGAUAAUCUUAAUGCCGGGGACAAUGAUGCUUUGGAUUUACUAAACCUACAUGAGGUUUUGGAUAAUUUCGAAUUAGUUCAAGUUGAAGCUGAUGGUGGUGACAAAGAUAAAGGAUUGGAAUGUUAUGGAAUUGCAUUUCCUGAUAAUUGCACAUCAUAUCACGGACCUCAUUCUAUUGAAUGUCUUCUAACAAUCUGGGAAGAAGUGGAUUGUAAGGUUGAAGGUUAUAGAUAUCCUAACAACCUCACAACUGCAGAUGCUGAAGAUAUGGUAUCCUUUAAUUUGCGGGAUAUAAAAGCAAAUAUGGGAGGUGUAAAAAAAGCAGCUGAUAAUGGAAAUGAUAUUCAUCAACUGAAUUGUUAUGGCUUAGUAUUUCCCGACAAUUGUGACACAUACUACAGCCCACAUAGUGUGGAAUGUCUUACCACUAUCUGGGAAUUAAAAGGUUGUUUGAGUGAAGGAACAAAAGCUCCAGUUAAACUUGACCAUGGAGAAAAUGAAGCUUUGGAUUUGUUGAAUAUAAAUGAGGUUUUGGAUUAUUUUGAACUGGUUCGAAUGGAAGCAGAUGGUGGUGACAAAGAUAAAGGAUUGGAAUGUUAUGGAAUUGCUUUUCCUGAUAAUUGCACUUCAUAUCACGGACCUCACUUUAUUGAUUGUCUCAUCACCAUUUGGAAAGAUGUGGGUUGUAAAGAAAAAGGCUAUAGAUUUCCCAACAACCUCACGAUUGCAGACUGUGAGGUUUUAAAACAUUCAACCUUGCGAGCUGUAAGGGAAAACAUGGAAGGUGUUAAAUUAGCCGCUGAUGGUGGAAAUGAUGAUCAUCAAUUGAACUGUUAUGGCUCAGUGUUUCCCGACAACUGUGACACAUAUUACGGACCACACAGUGCGGAAUGUCUUACAACUAUCUGGGAAUGGAAAGGUUGUUUAAGUGAAGGAACAAAAGCUCCAAUUAAACUGGAUCAUGCUGAUAAAGAAGCUGUGGAUUUGCUCACUGUAGAUGAGGUUUUGGAUAAUUUCGAAUUAGUUCAAGUCGAAGCUCAUGGUGGUGACAAAGAUAAAGGAUUGGAAUGUUAUGGAAUUGUUUAUCCUGAUAAUUGCACAUCAUAUCUCGGACCUCAUUCUAUUGAAUGUCUUCUAACAAUCUGGGAAGAAGUGGAUUGUAAGGUUGAAGGUUAUAGAUAUCCUAACAACCUCACAACUGCAGAUGCUGAAGAUAUGGUAUCCUUUAAUUUGCGAGAUGUAAGAGGAAACAUGGAAGGUGUAAAAUCAGCAGCUGAUAAUGGAAAUGAUAUUCAUCAAUUGAAUUGUUAUGGCUUGGUGUUUCCUGACAAUUGUGACACAUACUAUGGACCACACAGUGUGGAAUGUCUUACAACUAUUUGGGAAUCGAAGGGUUGUUUAAGUGAAGGAACAAAAGCUCCAGAUAAACUUGACCAUGAAGAAAAUCAAGCUUGGGAUUUGUUGAAUAUAAAUGAGGUUUUGGGUUAUUUUGAACUGGUUCGAAUGGAAGCUGAUGGUGGUGACAAAGAUAGGGGCUUGGAAUGUUAUGGAAUUGUUUUUCCUGAUAAUUGCACUUCAUAUCACGGACCUCACUUUAUUGAUUGUCUCAUCACCAUUUGGAAAGAUGUGGGUUGUAAAGAAAAAGGCUAUAGAUUUCCCAACAACCUCACGAUUGCAGACUGUGAGGUUUUAAAAUAUUCAACCUUACGAGCUGUAAGGGAAAACAUGGAAGGUGUUAAAUUAGCUGCUGAUGGUGGGAAUGAUGAUCAUCAAUUGAACUGUUAUGGUUUAGUGUUUCCCGACAACUGUGACACAUAUUACGGACCACACAGUGUUCAAUGUCUUACAACCAUCUGGGAAUGGAAAGGUUGUUUAGGUGAAGGAACCAGAGCCCCAGUUAAUUUGGAUCAUGCUGAUAAAGAAGCUGUGGAUUUGCUCACUGUAGAUGAGGUUUUGGAUAAUUUCGAAUUAGUUCAAGUUGAAGCUGAUGGUGGUGACAAAGAUAAAGGAUUAGAAUGUUAUGGAAUUGUUUAUCCUGAGAAUUGUGAUUCAUAUUAUGGACCUCACUCCAUUGAAUGUCUGAUCACAAUCUGGGAAGAAGUGGAUUGCAUGGCAGAGGGUUAUAGAUAUCCUAACAACCUCACAAUUAUAGAUACUCAUGUAUUGGAAUUCAUGAACCUGAGAUCAAUAAGAGAAAACAUGGAAAGUGUUAAAUCAGCAGCUGACGAUGGAAAUGAUGAUCAUCAAUUGAAUUGUUAUGGAAUAGUUUUCCCUGACAAUUGUGACACGUAUUAUGGACCACAAAGUGUUGAGUGUCUUACAACUAUCUGGACUAUAAAAGGUUGUUUAAGUGAAGGAACCAAAGCUCCAACAAAACUAGAUCAUAUUGAACUACAUGAAGUAGAUGUAAUAAAUAUCAGUGGCAUUUUACAAAAGUUUGAAGCAAUUCCAAUUGAAGCUAAUGGUGGUGAUGAUGGUAGCCAGUUAGAAUGUUAUGGACUUGUUUUUCCUGAGCACUGUGAUUCAUAUCACGGGCAACACUCAGUUGAAUGUCUCAUCACAAUCUGGGAAGAAGUGGAUUGCAAGGUCGAAGGUUACAGAUAUCCAAACAACCUCACAAUUGAGAAUGAUCAUUCCUUGGAAUUUCUAAACUUAAGAGAUGUAAGAGCAAACAUGGAAGGUGUGAAAUCAGCAGCUGAUAAUGGAAAUGAUGAUCAUCAGUUGAAUUGUUAUGGUUUAGGCAAGAAUUUUAAUUUGUCUUUAAUAAUGAAAUGUUCGAUAAUGUCUUUGUGUCUGUAUUAAACGGUUGUUGAUAUGAUUGUAGAUU